AUCACGAACUACCGGCAGACAGCAACUACCCUAGCUAGCUCAAUCGUAUCUGUAGCGUACUAGCUAGCUAGUAGCUGUAAUAAGGGGAGAAGAAGUAAAAGUGUGUGGUGGGCGAGGACACCAGAAACGGGUGGAGGUGUGGAGGUCGAGGCAUAAACUUCAACCCUAAUGCGUUUUUCGAUGACUCUGCUCUCCUGGCUCUCAUCUCCUCUUCUCGCCGCUUUCUCGAUCCGUCGUUGCUUCUAAGCUUGUCAACACAGCCAAGAGAGCAGAGAGCUGCCUGUUGUUGUGUUGUGUUGUUUGUCCAACAUUCCGUGCUUUGUGAAAGGUUGUCAAAGGACCCCUUGCUAGCAGCUUUUGCUUGCAGGGUGCCGUUUUUCCGGCCUCGGAGAGAGUUUCGUCUGGAAAGAGCCGCCGUACCACUCCAACCUCUUUCCUUUUUUGGAUUAGUUGGUUAGUCGGUUACCUCUACUACCCUCUUUUUUGGAUUGACAAUGUCGAUCUCCAAGCAAGAUGGAUCACUGGAAAACGGAGCUCUGGGACUGGAGCCAAGCAAUGAAAGUGUGGACGGUGAUCACGAGGAUGACGACGACAUCGAGGAAGAAGAAGAGCUGCACUUUUGCAUGGUCCGACCGGCCGACAUUCCGAGGUGCGUGGCGAUUGAAAAGGCAUCGUAUCCUCCUUCGGAAGCCGCGUCCAAGAGCAGUCUGCAGUAUCGUCAACACCAUGCCGCUCCCUAUUUUCGAUGCGCCUAUAUGGGAAGUGAUGAUGACGAUAAGGAGGUGAUUGGAUUUAUCUGUGCUACCCGAUGUCACGAGUUUGAUCACGAGUCCAUGUCGACCCACCAUUCCGAGGGUCCCUUGUUGGCCAUUCACAGCGUCGUGGUCACUGAAGAACAUCGUCGAAAGGGUGUGGCCACAGCCAUGCUCAAGGACUACAUUGAACAAAUGCGCAUAAAGGCGGAUGGAGUCCAAAAGUUGGUGUUGAUGUCCAAAAAACAGUUGCUGGCCUUUUACGUGGACUGUGGUUUCUCUGUCAUUAAACCAAGCUCCAUCGUACAUGGGGACGACCAAUGGUAUGACCUAGAAUUGGAUUUGAGUGCUCACAAAAGCAUUGGACGUCCCUACUACAUUGUCGACAGCUUUGCCAAUGUUGAUGUCCCGGGAAGUGGCAACCCAGCCGCCGUGGUGAUUCUGAAAUCUACCAAGGACAAUGUUAUUGAUCCCAACGAGCCACAACUACUGUCCUGGAUGUUGAUUGUGGCCAAGGAAUUCAAUCUAUCCGAAACGGCGUAUGUAUGGUUACAUGAAGAUCACAAGAGAGGACAGGAACGUCAUUGGUACAUUCGGUACUUUACGCCCACGGUGGAAGUGGAUUUGUGCGGCCAUGCCACACUGGCUGCGGCCGGAAUCCUCUACCGAACCAUGUCCGAACGGAAUGCCGGUUCCAAUAACAAGGUAGUAGUGUUUCAUGCCAAGGAAGAUAUCCUGACGACAACGCUAGCGCCCGCGGGUCUUAAGGUCGUCAAGAAACGACCCGCCACCAAGAUUGCCAUGAAGUUUCCUGCCAAGGAACCAAAGGAAAUCACAGAAGAAGCCGAUGUGGAAGCGGUGCAAAAGAUUUUAUGGGAGGCCUUCAAAGUACCCUCGGAUGUUAUUCUGUUUAUUGGUCUUUCGGAUAUUGGAGAUGUCUUUGUCGAACUGACGCCAGAUGCCUUUGAUGCGAUUGGCUACGACAACAUCCAGUACAAUGCCUUCCUUCAGUGGGAUGGAUACACGAGGGGCGUGGUCGUUUGUUGUGAGGCUCGGCCCCCCUCUCGUACGACCGAAAAGGCAACGGAUCUGGAUGAGACCGCGUCCGUUGCCACAUCCACCUCUUUGACCACGGCGGAAGGGGAUGCGGUGGAAUCCCUCGACUUUUUCUCCCGGUUCUUUGGGCCCAAGGCCGGGAUCAACGAAGACCCAGCUACAGGGUCGGCCCACUGCUCUUUGGGACCUUACUUUAGUAAGAAGCUUGGCAAAGAGCACGUGGUUGGAAAGCAGGCAUCGGAGCGUGGCGGCAUUGUGGAAUGUCAUGUGGAUGGCGACAGCUCUGUCACGAUAUCAGGUGUUGCCGUACAAACAAUGACAGGGAAUCUACUCCUGUAGUCCCUAACGCUGAUAAGUAUAGAUAGUACAGCUAUUACUGCCGGCGAUCCAACUGGUACAUACAUGU
Molecule: messenger RNA, 2214 nt
Organism: Seminavis robusta
Lineage: Eukaryota; Bacillariophyta; Bacillariophyceae; Naviculales; Naviculaceae
Source: the annotation of a GenBank genome assembly